Rubroshorea leprosula is the source of this 2049-nucleotide messenger RNA. NCBI's taxonomy places the organism in Eukaryota, Viridiplantae, Streptophyta, Magnoliopsida, Malvales, Dipterocarpaceae. The record is from the annotation of a GenBank genome assembly.
AAGAAACAACCUGUUUAGUUCUCUACAUGAGAAAAAAGUACGAGAGAUUGAAAAUCUAAUCGGGUUUGGAUUUGUUGGAUUUUUGUUUGUUUCAAUGGGUAAUCGAAUUGGGAAAAUGGGUCGGUGUUGCGGCGUCACCGGAGAAAUCUCCCGGCGGCAUGAUUUUAUUAUGGAGGAUGAGCUCUAUGAGGAUUUGGGUCACUCCUUCUGCUACAUCCCACCGGAGCAGGCGCCACUCUCCUCCUCCAAAGUGUACUCACUCUUGGAACCCAUCUCUGCCACUGCCGCAAUGACUAAAACCAUGACGUUCGGACUCAUCUCCGGCGCCUCCGUCAGCGCCAAUGUGUCAACGAUUCCAUCAGGUGUGCUCGCAGAUUCCCGCCCGCACAGUGCCACACUGGAACGGGCCUCCAAUUUUGAGGGCACAGAUUGCUUCGCUUCACUUCCCCUGCAGCCGGUCCCUCGUUCUGGGUCAUGUACUGUGCCGGGGUCGGGCCCGAUUGAGCGGGGUUUCAUGUCAGGUCCCAUCGAGCGUGGGUUCUUAUCGGGCCCCCUGUUUUCAGAUACAACGGAGGAAGAGAAGUUACAGAGAACUUUGUCUCAUGGUAGUUUAGAUGACACCGACGUUCAGCCUCUGAGAAAGAAUUCAACCUUAAUCAAGAGUUUCAAGAGAGCAAUAUCAAACAAAAUUAAAGGUUUUGUUUCAGACAAUGAAAAUGUCGAUCUGAGUAGGCCCGGAUGCUUGAACACCGACGAUCAUGAUCACGGUGGCGAUGCUGAUUUUUUUAUGAAGAGUCAGAAUCUGCAAUGGGCGCAGGGGAAGGCGGGAGAAGACCGUACCCACAUCGUGGUUUCGCAGGAAGACGGGUGGGCUUUCGUUGGAAUUUACGAUGGAUUUAAUGGCCCUGAUGCACCCGAUCAUCUCGUCAGCAAUCUUUACAAUGCCGUACAGGGGGAGCUCAACGGAUUGUUAUGGAAGAAUGAUAUUGAAUCAAGUGGGGUUUUAGAUUUUGAGGAGAUUGAAAAUACCCAGAUCACCGAUCAAGAAAACUGUCCUUCAAAAAGUGGGGAUUUGAAAUCAGAACCCGAAUCAAACAGGAACCCUGGGAAGAAGAAGAAGUGGAGAUGGGAAUGGGAUCGAGAAAUGAAUUCGGAGGAAACCAUUAACCAUUCCGACGUCUUGAGAGCGCUUUCAGAGGCACUGAGGAAAACAGAGGAGGCAUAUUUGGGGAUGGUGAAUGAGAAUCCGGCUCUGGCUUUGAUGGGUUCAUGUGUUCUGGUAACGGUAAUGAAAGGAGACGAUGUGUAUCUGAUGAACAUCGGAGACAGUCGCGCCGUUCUCGCGCAGAAGGCGGAGGCGGAAGCUCUCCACCAGAUUGAACCAUUUCCCAACCUCACAUGCCUUCAGCUUACCAUGGAUCACAGUACAUAUGCAGAAGAGGAGGUGGAGAGAAUUAGACAGGAACAUCCAGAUGAUGAUUGUGCAGUAGUCAAUGACAGGGUCAAAGGUUAUCUGAAGGUCACCCGAGCAUUCGGGGCCGGUUUUCUCAAACAGCCAGAGUUGAAUGAUGCAGUGUUAGAGAUGUUCAGAAUCAAUUACGUCGGAAAUUCUCCAUAUAUCACCUGUUCUCCUUCACUCUACCACUACAAAUUAAGCCCUAAAGACAGAUACUUGAUUCUCUCUUCCGACGGACUUUACCAGUACUUCACCAAUGAGGAAGCAGUGGCCGAAGUUGAAUCCUUUCUUGCUUUCUUCCCCGAGGGAGAUCCCGCGCAGCAUUUAAUCGAAGAAGUACUUUUCCGAGCAGCUAAGAAAGCCGGAAUAGACUUCCAUGAAUUACUUGAUAUCCCGCAAGGGGAACGCCGGCGGUACCAUGACGAUGUUUCUGUCAUCAUUAUUUCUUUAGAAGGAAGAAUUUGGCGAUCAUCUGUAAACAAUGAUAUAAUCUAAUAGAAAAUAGAAAAAAGUUUUGUUCUUUGAGUUUUUUUUUUUUAUUUUUUGAAUUUUCCACGAUUAAUUUCUUAUACUCAUAAAUUGAAUUUCAUACG